Molecule: messenger RNA, 2178 nt
Organism: Dendronephthya gigantea
Lineage: Eukaryota; Metazoa; Cnidaria; Anthozoa; Malacalcyonacea; Nephtheidae
Exons: 15
Coding region: 20-2110 (696 amino acids)
Cellular component (GO): trans-Golgi network membrane
Source: RefSeq, a predicted model, not a curated record
GGACUAAGUCGAGGUAAACAUGGCUGCUUUUUAUGCUGGUUCAAUAACAUCCAACUUAAAAUUUACUACAAAGGUGCCUCUAUUAUUAAAAGCGACAUCAAAUGACGAAAAGCCAACGCAAGGAUAUGACCUUCAAGAGAUAACUAGGAUUUCCAAGUCUUCAUUAGCUAAUUGCCAAUCAUUACUGACAUUCCUGCUUGGUCGUCUGGAGAAAAAAGACCCUCGGAUUAAGUAUAAGGUUCUGCACUUGAUGAAAUACCUCGUGAUAAAUGGUCAUUCAGAAUUUCGAAGCCAGCUGAGGCACAAUGCUGAGCCAGUAAAGGAAACCAUCAAUUUCAAGGGUGAAUUGGAUGAGUUACAUGGUGAUGGACUAAUUCUCAAAGUUCAACAAGCAGCUUCAGAACUGGAGAAAUUGCUUUUUGAUGUUGAUAACCCAGAAGUUGAAGUCAUAUACAAGUCUUUGUUGGCACCAGAUCAAUCGGUCAGUAAGAAAAUGCAAGGCUUUGGUUAUACUGGAACCCUGGAACUAAAGAAAGAGCCAUCACUGAUGGACACACUCAUGAAAGUAAAGAAAUCUGGCUCUGAGAUUUUGAGCUUUAAUAAAACGAAACCGAAGAUCCCACCAUCAUCCGAAUUCCAAGCAAUUCCAUCGACCCCUGAGCCACAAUACACUCCAGUUGAUUUAGAAUCUAGUUUUGAUGACGGAAUUGAGGAAGAAGAUAAAAACUCUGAUGUUUUGGAAAGUGAAAUGAACAGUGAUCAUUACUAUGAACGAAAACUCGUCCGAAAUAUUACUGAUGAAAGUGGAAUAACCAAAAUUCCAAGCAAGGAAAUGCUAAAAGAUUUCGUUAACAAGUCACUGUCUUUAGAGUUACCAAUAAUUUUAGAUAUGUUAGACGAAAGACUUCAAAAUCCAUCUGUUAUUGUCCAACUGAAAUCGCUUUGUGUUAUUGAGUUUUUGUUGAGAAGUACACUUGCGAACAUUUCUCGUGAAAUCGAUGAACACUGUUCGAGCCUUCAUUUGCUAGUUGAAAGUGAAGAUCUGACUGUUGGCUCCAAAGCAAAAAAGAUUGUCCUCGCCGUGGCCUCGUGUUUGAAGCAAGAUAAAGAAGAACAAGCAUCUUCCAGAGUCGAAAACCUUGUCCCCCCAAGUUACAACGAUGCGAAUGAGCAACCAAAGAUGCCGGAAAAUAAUAGAAAGGACACAAAACAAAAGCGUUCGCAGAACACAGACUUGAGUUGCCUGUUUUCUGGGAUGAAUCUUUCCACUGGAACAAGGCCUGAUUCUGCAGGUAAUCGUAAGCUGGUCGAAGUAAGCGAAACUCCGGUGGAAACAGGCUUCCCACGAGACUCGAAUCUUGUGACAAUACUCGACACGAAGAUGGGAAAUUCAAAACAAAACUCGUUAGGAAAUGAUAAACGGACGACUGGGCGAUCAAGUCCAAACGUGUCUUUCGACUUAUCGAGGGAACUUAUCGAUAAAAAAACAAGCGCAAGUUUCGCUACGGCGCGCGAUUUUGAUGCUCAAAAUUCUGAUAAGUUCGAUCUGACAAGUUUGGAACGCUCAGGAAGAAGCCAUUCUGGGCUCGAAGGUGGGCGUUUUUGCGCGGUUAACGAAUGCAAAACGAAGGUAAAUGAAGGUGAAUUCGCAGAGGCAGGAUGUGAUAAAGCGAUACAAAAUUUGGAGAGAAGUUCACCUCAAGAAACGCGUAAACUUUUAUUGAAGUCUAAAACAGAUAUGGACUCAGAUAAUGUUGAUUUGUUUAGUGUGAAAACUCAGAACUCAGGCUCGAAUCAAAACCUUGAAACGCAAACACGAAAUGUAGACGAUUUACUUAUUUUGAGCACCAACAAACCUACCACACAAGAUCUUUCACAAAAUACUACCUCGAACCAGGAUUUGUUAACCUUUCAGACGGAACCGCGAUCUCAGGCACUUCCCGGAGGUCUGGUACUUCCUAGCAAUAACUCGUCCUCCGGCUCGAGACGACCGUUUCCGAAAGACAUGAAGUCGGAAACGGACGGAUUUGAUUUUAUCCGAAAGUCGAGAGCCGACGCAUUUAGUUUUAUAAAUGACGAAAUUCAAGCGAGUAAAAAUAAACCGAAAUAGAUUAGGUUCUCAAUGAGAAUAAUUUUUGAAUAACAAUGAAUAAUUUUUUAACAAAAUUUUGAAUAACA